GAUGCUUAUGAUUUGUCGUCGGUGAGGAUGGUUAUAUCUGGGGCGGCGCCGAUGGGGAAGGAGCUUGAGGAUGCUAUUCGGGAAAGGAUGCCGAAUGCAAUGAUCGGUCAGGGCUAUGGGAUGACAGAAGCUGGUCCGGUGAUAUCAUUUUGUAUGUCUUUUGCAAAGGAGAAAAUGGACUCGAAGCCGGGAUCAUGCGGCAUGGUGGUGAGGAACGCUGAGCUAAAGGUGGUGGAUCCACGCACUGGAGCAUCUCUCCAUCGUAACCAACGUGGAGAGAUUUGUAUUAGAGGAGAAAAUAUCAUGAAAGGCUAUUUAAAUGAUAAAUUAUCGACCGAGAGCACUAUAGACAAGGAGGGGUGGCUUCACACUGGAGAUAUUGGAUAUGUUGAUGACGACGAUGAGAUCUUCAUUGUUGAUAGGCUUAAGGAGAUCAUCAAGUACAAGGGAUUCCAGGUGGCUCCAGCUGAAAUUGAAGCCUUGCUUCUCACCCAUGAACAUGUCGCAGAUGCUGCUGUUGUCCCAAUGAAAGAUGAGGCUGCUGGUGAGGUGCCUGUAGCUUUUAUUGUGAGAGCAAAGGGAUCCGACAUCAGUGAGGAUGAUGCAAAGCGCUACGUGGCUAAACAGGUGGUGUUUUACAAGAGGAUUAGUAAGGUGUUCUUCGUCAAAGCGAUUCCCAAAUCACCAUCGGGGAAGAUUCUAAGGAAGACAUUGAGGCAGAAUUUAGAAGCUGGACUGCCCGUUGUCUGACUUGUCUUUUGAUCACAUCUUCCAGGAUCAUUCAGCAAUGUGUCAUGUUUCUUAAUUUUAUUCAGAAAAUUGAAGUAUACAUACUGUGUACACUAUGGACCCUUUCUUUGUUGUUUUGUAUCUUUAAUUUGUACAUUUGAGAGGAUGAUGAAGCAGUUACAACUCUGUUUA
This is a messenger RNA of Phalaenopsis equestris, 921 nucleotides long. RefSeq names its product 4-coumarate--CoA ligase 1-like. NCBI's taxonomy places the organism in Eukaryota, Viridiplantae, Streptophyta, Magnoliopsida, Asparagales, Orchidaceae. Gene Ontology annotation, molecular function: CoA-ligase activity. The transcript has 5 exons. Bases 28 to 750 code for a protein of 240 amino acids. The record is from RefSeq and is a predicted model, not a curated record.